AUGCGCAUGGCGGUGAGAGAACGCAGCACCCAUGGACGUCACAAACGGAUCCGACGCCGCUCCUUCCCAGCCCAACCCAGCAGAGGCAGCUGCCAAGUCUGUGAGUGGUGCAGCGCAGCAUCGCAAGCAACACCGACACAUACAGCAAGUGGACACAGCUCACCUCCCCUGAAUCACUCCCCUUUUCCGCUACUGCAGAACAAGGCCGCUCGCGUCUACGUUGGUAACCUCCCUUACGAGGUAAAGUGGGACACACUCCGGGACUUUUGCAAGGAAGUCGGUACCGUCGUCUUCUCAGAGGUUUUGACUCUUCCCAACGGAAUGUCGAAGGGUUGCGGUAUCGUCGAGUACUCUUCCCCUGACGAGGCUCAGCGAGCCAUCAAGGAGCUGAGUGACACACCACUUCUCGGUCGCCCUGUCUUCAUCCGAGAGGACCGAGAGCAAGAAGCCCGCUACGGUGUUCCUGCUUCAAUGGGCCGUGGAGGCUUUGCCGGCGGUGCUCGAGGUGGCUUUGCUCCUGGCUUCGGUGGCCGAGGUGGCUACGGAGGAGGAUUUGGCGGCAGGGGAGGAUACGGUGGUGGAUAUGGCGCCCCUGGCGGCUACGGUGGAGGCUACGGCGGAGGCUACGGUGGUGGCCCAGCACCUGGCGCCCCAGGAACUCAGCUCUACAUCGGCAACCUUCCCUUCCAGGCUGGCUGGCAAGAACUCAAGGACCUCUUCAGGACUGCCGGCAACAUCGUCCGAGCUGACAUCAACAUGGGCUUCGACGGCAGGCCAAAGGGUUCCGGUAUCGUAGUUUUCGCUACCCCUGACGAUGCCCAGAACGCCAUCCAGAUGUACAACGGCUUCGACUGGAACGGCAGGAUCAUCGAGGUCCGAGAAGACCGCUUCGCUGGUGGUGGAGCUGGCUUCGGCGGUGGCUACGGUGGAGGUUUCGGCGGCCCACGAGGUGGCUUCGGUGGUCCCUACGGAGGCCGUGGAGGCUUUGGUCCUCCCCGAGGUGGCUUCGGAGGCUUCGGUGGUCGAGGUGGAUACGGUGGACCUCAAGGCCCAGGUGGAUUCGGUGGCCACGGCGGCGGCUACCAACAGCAGGCCCUUCCUCCCGCUGAGCCCUCGACGCAAAUCUUUGUCAAGAACCUACCAUGGUCUACCUCGAACGAGGACUUGGUGGAGCUCUUCCAGACUACCGGAAAGGUCGACGAGGCUGAGAUCCUCUUUGAGGGUGGCAGGUCAAAGGGUGUCGGAGUUGUCCAGUUCGCCAGUGUCGAGGAGGCAGAGACUGCCAUUGCCAAGUUCAGCAACUACGUCUACGGUGGUCGUGCUUUGGACAUUGAGUUCAACCGCUCCUUCCGCGACUUUGCUGGUCUCCGAGCUUCGGGAGGUGACCAGGGCGGCAUGUAAAGCCUUGGCUCUCUUUCUUUCUGACCCAAAAGGACAGGCUGGAGGCAUCAGGCUGCGCGAUCUGCAGAGCUUCAAGACUCCUACCUGUAACAUUCUCACCUCACACUUGCUUGCAAUACAACCCCCAAAAGCGUCGUUUCAGCAAACAGCUCGAAAAUGUCGCCUAUCUUUCUCUGAGUGCGUAUUCGGCUUUGGCUUGAAAUGACAAGGAUGUAUGUCG
Microstroma glucosiphilum is the source of this 1621-nucleotide messenger RNA. Its product is annotated as RNA-binding domain-containing protein. The record is from RefSeq and is a predicted model, not a curated record. Lineage: Eukaryota; Fungi; Basidiomycota; Exobasidiomycetes; Microstromatales; Microstromataceae. Gene Ontology annotation, molecular function: mRNA binding. The transcript is spliced from 6 exons. Gene Ontology annotation, cellular component: nucleus; cytoplasm. The coding region runs from base 1 to 1401 and encodes 466 amino acids.